Plasmodium gaboni is the source of this 2040-nucleotide messenger RNA. RefSeq names its product putative phospholipase A2. Lineage: Eukaryota; Apicomplexa; Aconoidasida; Haemosporida; Plasmodiidae. Gene Ontology annotation, biological process: arachidonate metabolic process. Gene Ontology annotation, cellular component: membrane. Bases 1 to 2040 code for a protein of 679 amino acids. The transcript is spliced from 3 exons. The record is from RefSeq and is a predicted model, not a curated record.
AUGAGUGAUGAUGAUGAUAAGAUAUAUAUAUAUUCUGAUUUGUUCUCAAAAAAUUAUAGUGAUGAUGAGAAAGAUGAUUCAUAUGAAAGAGAAAAACAAGUGUAUAGUGCAAGUGAAACAAAAAACGCGGAAAACGAAUAUUCUAAACUCCGAGCACAAAAUUCUACUAUAUUAAAUAAUUAUUUUGAUAAUGAUAAUAUAAAAAAUGUCGAAAAUGUUAAAUCUAAUGAUCCUGAUCAAGUUGAUCCCAUAUUAUUUCCUGUAAAUAAAAAUUAUUAUCUGAAUUUAUUUGAUGGACAAUUAAUUGAAAAUAGACAUUCCAUAAAACUAAGAAAAGCUGGCUUUUAUGCUAUCUAUGUGGAAAACAAUAACAAUAGUAAAUGGGAUGGUAUCUAUUUUGGCUUGUCCAGAAUGCAGGUGGAGUUAGAUUACAAACUUAUAACAAAAAAGAAUAAGGAUGGUGGGGAAUAUGAAAAGAGAAACCCUUCAAGUUAUGAUAAUACAGAGAGUGUACUAAACACUGUAGGUAGUGAACAAGAAGAAACUGAAAAUAAGAAUGAAGAAACAAGUACAUAUAAUUCGAAUUUAAAUAAUGAAAUAAAUAAAAUAUGUAAAUAUAAUUUAGAUCAAACUGAUAUAUUACUAGAUGAAAAUAAUUCUGAGAGAAGAAGAAGUAGUAAUUUUAAAAUUAAAAAUACUAAUUAUUAUGAUAAUUUAAUGUUGCAAAAUAAAUAUACAAAUUCUAAAAUAUAUGAUGAUGAUGAUGAUAAAAAUAAUACUGAAACGUAUACAUGUACGUUCAAAACAGAAGAUCAAAUAAGAGUUACAGGCCAAAAAAAAAAGUACAUAUAUUUAUAUAACAAAUAUGAUAAUGCAACAUUAGAUUUAAAUGUGCAUACAUAUAUGUCUUUAGGCAUGAGUAUUUUAUGUAAAUAUUCGUUGCUUUAUUGUGGAAAGUAUAAUCAUAUACCCAGGGACCCCUACACACCCUUUAAAAAACCAGUUUCCAUUUUAUCGCUGGAUGGAGGGGGAAUAUUGACCAUAUCAACAUUACUUGUUUUAAACAGAUUAGAAACGGAGCUACGAAAAGAAAUAGGAAGUGAAGACAUAAAAUUAACAGAUUGUUUUGAUAUGGUAUGUGGUACCAGUGCAGGUGGUUUAAUAAGCCUAGCUUUAUUAAGAGAGAUUGAUUUACAGGAUAUUAGUAAUAUGUGGCCAAGUACUAUAAAGAAGGUUUUUGAAGGAAAUCGAAAUAUAAUAAGUGGUAUAUUUUUUGAAGGAUAUGAUGUGAAUAAUGUAAAGGAUGUAUUUUUAGAACGCAUGGGAAAUAAAUUUAUGUCUUCCUAUAAAAAAUUUUAUUGUUUUGUAACAGCAACUGAUGUAAAACAUAAGCCAUAUAAAUUAUUUUUACUUAGAAAUUAUACGCAUAAAUAUAAUUCGAUUAAUGCAGAAUCAUAUGAUGGUAUAAAUAAAGUUCCUUUAUGGCUAGCUGCAUGGGCAACUGCUUCUGCACCAACAUAUUUAAAAGGGCCAAGUGGAGAAGAUAUAAAAAAGUUGGGAAUUAAUAUAAAACCAGAAAUACAUUUAGUAGAUGGUGCAUUAAAAGCAAGUAAUCCUGCUUUGAUUGCUUUAGAAGAAUGUGCAAGAUUAAAUAAUAAAAAUUUAUCUACAUUUAUUAAAGAGGAUUUAGAUACAUUAGUAUCAAUAGGUACUGGUCAGGUACCUACAAAAUUAACUCAAUCAGGUACUAGUAGCAAAUCAGCAUCAACCUUUGAAAUAUUAAUUAAUUCAACUCACUUAUUAACAAGAGCAAAUGAUACUCAUAGGGAAGUAUUACAACGUUUAGCUGACAGAGAAAAUACAUAUUUUAGAUUUAAUGUGCCACAUAUAGGUGAUAUAGAAAUAGAUAGUCAAGAUGUUCGAGAUUUUGAUUUAAUUUCAAAGGCAACUCAAGAUUAUUUAUUUGACGAAAAAUUUUAUGAAAUUAAAAGGUUAGCUCAUAAGUUAGCAAAUAAUUACAUACGUUCAAAAUAUCUAUAA